AUGUCGGAAUCCUGCCCACCGCAAGAUUCCCUCAUCGACAAGGGUAUAAGAAAACUGCUCUUAUCGAACCGAUUUCUGGAAGUGCAACUUCCGGACUUCACGAAUAGUGCAGCAGAUGAAUAUGGUUUUAGCAUAGGCUUUUCUGACGCCCGACUUCGGGGACUGAACUCCAUAAGAAGAAGUGGCCAUGGCUAUAUCACUGCUGACAACGACGGAUCCAAGCUUAAUUUACAUAUCGAAGGAGGACCCGUAGAAGUCGCUUGCGUAGCCAGAUUCAACUCGUCUUUCCUGCGACACAGCCUUGGCGUAGCCGUAUACGUGCCCAACUUUCGGGCUUCACUCAGCGCUGAAGAGCCAUCACCAAACCAUCUUCGUCUUCAGGUCUACGGAAUGCGCCUGUCUAGAAUACGGCUGCUGCUGAACAAUGCGAGCUUCAGCGGUUUCAUCUACGACUACAUCAUCGACUACCUGCGCCCGUACAUUGAAGCAAAAGUUGCUCAACUGCUCGCUCAGGAACUGCGGCGAAUCGCUGCUGAGACACUUAAAACGGUCCGGGUCACAACCGCCAUCAACGAGCAAGAAGACAUCUUCGCAGAGGAGUCGACGCUGAGUCGCACGUGGACAAAGGCCCUCGGCAGUGCCGCUAGCUACCUCGCUCUCAUACGUGGGCGGCACCCCGGUGGUUCACGUGGUGCUGAUAGCGAUGAAGAAGUUACCCCAUCGCGUCCUUUACCAGAAAGGCAGCGGGAGCCUCGCAGCGCUGAGGUAGAGCGCGAACGUGGAGUUUUCGACGGCUGUCUUCGUGCAUUGGCGCUUUCUAGAGGAGCUGACCCGCUACCGCUGCCACGGAAUCUCAGGGACCUUCAUUUUUCCUUCGGACGUGUCACCGUACACGAAGGCAACCUGACGGGCUUAUCGAGCGUCUACAGAAGUGGUGACUGCGCCUUAGUUGUUGGUGAAUGUGGCCUGUCACUCCGUCUAGACUUGGGUUUCGAAGAUAUCCUGGUCAAAGCUGAGGCAUAA
This is a messenger RNA of Rhipicephalus sanguineus (brown dog tick), 1023 nucleotides long. RefSeq lists its product as uncharacterized. NCBI's taxonomy places the organism in Eukaryota, Metazoa, Arthropoda, Arachnida, Ixodida, Ixodidae. Bases 1 to 1023 code for a protein of 340 amino acids. The transcript is spliced from 4 exons. The record is from RefSeq and is a predicted model, not a curated record.